UUCAAGUGUGCCGUGCUGUAACUGUAACUUUAUACGUGUGAGAGCACAAUAUUUCACACUAUAAUUUAUUAUUACAUCAGUUACAUUUCCGCAUUCGGAAAAAGUCGACAAUGAAAAUUGUAGCUAACAAAACAAACCCACCGUUAGGUGGUUUAUUUGUUGCCGAAUAUGUUAAACUUGUGGUAAAAGCUCCCAUAGAAUUGACCUGGGAUUCCCAAACAGUCGUAGAGAAAACCAAUUGUAGGACCAGUAAUGAUGUUGCCAGAAUUAUUGCCAAGCAGUUCAGUAAGGAAUUGGAAUUGUAUGGAAAUUCUCCUUCCGAAGCUACAGAAAUCGACAGCUGGCUGACUUUCGCAUUGGGUCCUCUAAGCACGAAAAGCGAUUUCUCAAAAGCUGUGGAUGUUCUUAAUAAAGCUUUAGCUCCUGUUACUUACCUGGUUACUAAAAAGCCCACUAUCGCCGAUUUUGUUGUAUUUGGUGCUUUAUAUACCAAUAAACAAUGGCAGGAUGUUCUCAAGUCUACUAAAUCAUCUUUAGUCAAUGUGAUCCGUUGGUACAAUUUCAUGAAUGCUCAAGAUGCCGUGAAAAACGUAUUAAACAAUCUACCUCCAGAUGUAGCUCAAAAUUUGUCCAAUCAGGACAAACCGACUGUUAAAAAUGAAAAGGCAACCGUGGGUAAUCGAGCACAAGAAGGGAAAUUCGUAGAUUUACCUUUUGCGGAAAUGGGGAAGGUUGUUGUCAGGUUUCCUCCUGAGGCUUCAGGUUACUUGCAUAUCGGCCACGCGAAGGCAGCCCUGCUCAAUCAAUACUACCAAGAAGCCUUCCAAGGUAAACUGAUCAUGAGAUUCGACGAUACGAACCCUGCCAAGGAGGACUUGCAUUUCGAGAAGGUGAUCUUAGAAGACGUCGCCAUGCUGGAAAUUAAGCCGGACAUCUUCACGCACACAUCACAAUAUUUCGAAUUGAUGAUCAGCUAUUGCGAGAAACUGUUGAAAGAAGGAAAAGCCUAUGUGGACGAUACCGAGCCGGAGCUGAUGAAAACGCAAAGGGAACAACGAAUCGAAUCUGUUAAUAGAAAUAACGAUGUCGCUAAGAACUUUGCCAUGUGGGAGGAAAUGAAAAAGGGCACAGAGAAAGGUCAGAAAUGUUGCGUAAGAGCAAAAAUGUUUAUGGAUUCACCGAACGGUUGCCUGAGAGAUCCGACUAUUUACCGAUGCAAAAACGAACCUCAUCCUAAAACCGGGAACAAAUUCAAAGUUUAUCCAACGUACGAUUUUGCCUGCCCCAUCGUAGAUUCCAUUGAAGAUGUAACUCACGUUCUCCGUACAAUGGAGUAUCACGACCGCGACGAGCAGUUCUACUGGUUCAUCGACGCUUUGGGGCUGAGAAGGCCCCAUAUAUGGGAGUACAGUCGAUUGUCGAUGACCAAUACCGUGCUGAGCAAAAGAAAGUUGACUUGGUUCGUUAACGAGGGCUUAGUUGAUGGUUGGGACGAUCCCCGGAUGCCGACAGUGAGGGGUGUAUUGAGAAGAGGAAUGACCGUGCAGGGUCUCAAGGAGUUUAUCAUAGCUCAGGGUUCGAGUAGAUCGGUCGUCUUCAUGGAAUGGGAUAAGAUUUGGGCGUUUAAUAAAAAAGUAAUCGAUCCGAUUGCUCCUAGGUAUACUGCAGUUGAAUUCGACGAUCCUGUGAGUGUAUUAGUUAAAGGCGUGAAAGAGGAAUGUCUCGCUGUGCCUAAGCAUCCUAAAAACGUUGAUGUGGGAAAUAAAGAGGUUUGGAUAGGCCCCAAGUUACUCAUCGAUAGAGCUGAUGCUGAAGCAUUAAAAGAAGGAGAAAAUGCGACUUUUAUUAAUUGGGGAAAUUUGCUUAUCAAAAAAAUCAACAGGGAGAGCAAUAAAAUCGCAUCAGUAGAAGCCGAACCUAACUUGGACAACAAAGACUACAAGAAAACAUUGAAACUAACAUUUUUAGCCGUAACGGAUAAAGCUCCCUUCACUCCGACCUACUGUGUGUACUUCGAUCACAUCAUCAGCAAGCCGGUUUUGGGAAAAGACGAAGAUUUCAAGCAAUACAUCGGCCACGAAACUAGAAAAGAAAUCCAAAUGCUCGGAGAUCCGGAAUUGAUGAAACUCAAAGCUGGCGAUAUUAUCCAGCUACAAAGGCGCGGGUUCUUCCGUGUGGAUGUUCCUUACGGUCCCGCUAGUUUGCAUACCUACAGAGAACAGCCUAUUAUAUUGUUCCAUGUACCCGAUGGUCACGCUAAAGAAAAUAUACCGCUUAAUAAAGUUACAUCAAGUGACCAGGUUUCUGCUAAAACUAGUACCUCUGCAGUUGCUGCUAAACCCCCGUCGAAGUCCGCAUCAAGUUUAAACGAAGACAUUGUAAAGCAAGGAGAUGCAGUACGAAAAUUGAAGGAACAAAAAGCUGCUAAAAGCGAUAUAGAUGCAGCCGUGAAAAUUCUACUUGCUCUGAAAGCUGAAUACAAAGCAGUAGCUAAUUGCGAUUGGAAACCAGGUUGUGUGGUUCCCACUACUGCUAGUAAACCUAGUACGCCUUCGGUUGCUACUAAACCUCCGUCGAAGUCUGCAGCAAGUUUAAACGAAGACAUCAUAAAGCAAGGAGACGCAGUACGAAAAUUGAAAGAACAAAAAGCUGCUAAAAGCGAUAUAGAUGCAGCCGUGAAAAUUCUACUUGCUCUGAAAGCUGAAUACAAAGCAGUAGCUAAUUCCGAUUGGAAACCAGGCUGUGUGGUUCCCACUGAGGCCAACAACGAUAAAACCAAUGCAGGUGCGGAGGAAUUGAACAAAAAAAUCAUCGCUCAAGGCGACAAGAUUAGGCAAUUAAAAUCCCAAAAGGCCGAUAAAACUGUCGUGGAAGCCGAAGUGAAAGUUCUCCUGUCUUUGAAAUCGGAUUACAAAUCCGCCAGCGGGAAAGAUUGGACUCCCGGGCAAGUCGUAAACGCGAAGCCAAUUGCAGAUGAACAGUCUCUGCUUCGACGGAUCGCCGAGCAAGGCGAUAAAGUUAGAGAUUUGAAAGCUAAAAAGGCGGAUAAAAAAGCCGUCGAUGAAGAGGUCAAAGCGCUGUUGAGCCUUAAGGCCGAUUAUAAAUCGUUAACCGGUAAAGACUGGAAACCUAAUACUCAAGCAUCUGCUGCUCCUCCAGCUUCUCCUGCUGCUGUUUCAAAUACUCCAUUAAAGUCGAGUGUCGAUGAAAAUAGCUUACUGUUAGAUAUCAGUAAACAAGGUGAUGCUGUCAGACAAUUGAAAGCAGACAAAGCUGAAAAAUCGAAAGUAGACGAGCAAGUGAAGAAGCUGUUGCUUCUGAAAGAAAAUUUCAAGAAUUUAACCGGCAAGGAGUGGAAACCGAACAUGAAACCGACCGCACCGGAAGCUCCUGCAACAGGAGGCGGCGGUGGCGGUGACGUCAAAGAUGCUCUAACGGCGAAAAUUACCGAUCAAGGAAACAUCGUCAGGAAUUUGAAAUCAUCGAAAGCUGCAAAAGACGAAAUAGACAAAGCCGUCAAAGUUUUGCUGGAUUUGAAGCAGGAAUACAAAACGGUAACGGGCAACGAUUUCGCCGCGCCUGCCGCUCGCGAAUCCAAACCUAAAGAAAAAGCACCCAAGCAGAAACCUGUUCAAAAAGCGCCAAAACCAGAGAAAGACGAGGGCGCCGUUAAAAAGCAAACGAGAUUAGGUUUAGAAGCCAAAAAGGAAGAAAACUUCUCCGAUUGGUAUUCGCAAGUCAUCACGAAGGGAGAAUUAAUAGAGUACUACGACGUAUCGGGUUGUUACAUUCUAAGACCGUGGUCUUACGCCGUUUGGGAAUCGAUCAAAGAUUGGCUCGACGCCGAAAUUAAAAAACUGGACGUACAGAAUUGCUAUUUCCCCAUAUUCGUGUCCAGGGCCGUUUUAGAGAAAGAAAAAACCCACAUUGACGAUUUCUCGCCGGAGGUAGCGUGGGUUACGAAAUCGGGAGACUCCGAUAUGGCUGAGCCCAUAGCAGUUAGACCAACAUCGGAAACUGUCAUGUACCCUGCCUACGCCAAAUGGAUCCAAUCUUACAGAGAUCUACCUAUAAAAUUGAAUCAAUGGAACAACGUAGUGAGAUGGGAAUUCAAGCACCCACAGCCAUUCAUACGAACGAGAGAAUUCUUAUGGCAAGAGGGCCACACGGCGCACGCCGACGAAAAAGACGCCAUUAGCGAAGUAGAGACAAUUUUAGAUUUGUACGCUAAAAUCUACACGGACUUGCUGGCGAUACCGGUGGUAAAGGGCCGGAAAACGGAGAAGGAAAAAUUCGCCGGCGGCGACUACACGUUAACCGUAGAAGCUUUCAUAUCGACUAGCGGUAGGGCCAUUCAAGGCGCCACGUCCCACCAUUUGGGCCAAAACUUCUCCAAGAUAUUCGACAUCAUCUACGAGCAUCCGGAGACCCAAGAGAAAACUUACGUCUAUCAAAACUCUUGGGGCAUCACCACUAGGACAAUAGGUGUAAUGGUAAUGAUUCACGGCGAUAAUCAAGGAUUAGUUUUACCGCCUCGGAUAGCCUCCGUACAGGUGGUGAUCGUGCCCUGCGGGAUCACCGUGGCGCUUUCGGAUGCGGCUCGUGCACAAUUGCAAUCGUCCUGCGAGGCCUUGGAAGGCGAGCUGAAAGGGGCCGGCGUGAGGGUGAAGGGCGAUUACAGGGAUAAUUAUUCGCCCGGUUGGAAAUUCAAUCAUUGGGAACUUAAGGGUGUUCCGAUUAGGAUCGAGUUGGGGCCGAAGGAUAUUGAAAAAAAUCAGUUGAUAGCCGUAAGGAGGGAUACGGGUGAAAAAAUUACGAUAGCGAGAGCGAGCGCUGCGAAUAAACUACGCGAAUUGCUUGAUGCAAUACAUGAUAGUUUAUACAAGAAAGCCUCUGACGAUUUGAACUCUCACAAAGUAGUCUUAACGGAUUGGUCCAAGUUCACUCCUGCCCUGGACAAAAAGAACAUCAUUUUGGCCCCAUUCUGCGGUCAAAUCGAUUGCGAAACUAAAAUCAAGAACGACAGUACGAGGGACGAUAGCGAUCAGGUUGAACCGGGUGCUCCUGCUAUGGGGGCGAAGUCUUUGUGCAUACCUUUGGAACAAACUAUUCCUAUAAAACCCGGCGACAAGUGCAUUCAUCCGGAUUGUAAAAAUAAACCUGUCAGUUACACUUUGUUCGGAAGGAGUUAUUAAGAAUAAACGUUUUCGUAUUUUUUUGGAAGUCUGUACGUUUUUUCCCGUUUCUCCUUAAUCCAAAAGUAGACGCAAAAUCCUCC
This is a messenger RNA of Phyllotreta striolata, 5278 nucleotides long. NCBI's taxonomy places the organism in Eukaryota, Metazoa, Arthropoda, Insecta, Coleoptera, Chrysomelidae. The record is from the annotation of a GenBank genome assembly.